This is a messenger RNA of Scleropages formosus (Asian bonytongue), 471 nucleotides long. It is a transcript of the gene rpl30, whose product is annotated as ribosomal protein L30. Gene Ontology annotation, molecular function: structural constituent of ribosome; RNA binding. The coding region runs from base 76 to 426 and encodes 116 amino acids. The transcript has 5 exons. Gene Ontology annotation, cellular component: cytosolic large ribosomal subunit. The record is from RefSeq and is a predicted model, not a curated record. Lineage: Eukaryota; Metazoa; Chordata; Actinopteri; Osteoglossiformes; Osteoglossidae.
GGGAAGUUCUUCCUUUCUUACGGAGGCCAUAUUUAGGUUGUGCGCCGGAGGGCCAGAAGGGACUGAAGCGCGAAAAUGGUGGCCGCGAAGAAGACGAAAAAGUCUCUGGAGUCGAUCAACUCCCGGCUUCAGCUGGUGAUGAAGAGCGGCAAGUAUGUUCUGGGCUACAAACAGACCCUCAAGAUGAUCCGUCAAGGCAAAGCCAAGCUCGUCAUCCUGGCCAACAACUGCCCUGCCCUCAGGAAAUCUGAAAUUGAAUACUAUGCCAUGUUGGCCAAGACUGGUGUGCAUCACUACAGUGGAAACAACAUCGAACUUGGCACAGCCUGUGGUAAAUACUACAGAGUAUGCACCUUGGCCAUCAUUGACCCUGGUGAUUCUGACAUCAUCAGAAGCAUGCCAGAUCAGCAGCAGGGCGAGAAGUAAUAAUUUUCCCCAAGAGUUGUUAUAAAUAAAUAAGGUGAAAUGCCA